This is a messenger RNA of Heteronotia binoei (common prickly gecko), 819 nucleotides long. RefSeq lists its product as uncharacterized. The transcript is spliced from 3 exons. The record is from RefSeq and is a predicted model, not a curated record. Lineage: Eukaryota; Metazoa; Chordata; Lepidosauria; Squamata; Gekkonidae. Gene Ontology annotation, molecular function: nucleic acid binding. The annotation marks the transcript as partial. Gene Ontology annotation, biological process: DNA integration.
AUGGUUGAUAAUAAGGAUGCUGGGCUCCCGGGGUGCAUACUCUGGGGGAGCCGGGUGGUGGUGCCCCCCCCCCUGCGCAGACAGGUAUUAGAGGAUCUCCACGAGACCCACCCGGGCAUCGUGAGAAUGAAAGCCCUGGCCCGGAGCUACGUGUGGUGGCCGGGCAUGGAUGAGGAAAUAGAGGGGUGGGUAAGAAGGUGCCAACCAUGCCAGGAGUCCAGACCCAAUCCGCCGUCCGCCCCGGUCCACAGGUGGGAGUCGAACGGGCGGCCGUGGUCCCGCCUCCAUGUGGAUUUCGCGGGGCCGUAUCAGGGCCAGAUCUUCUUUAUACUUGUGGACGCAUAUACAAAAUGGCUAGAGGUAAUCCCGGUGGCCUCGACCUCCACCGCAGCAGCAGUCAGGGCGCUCAGGAGGGUCCUCUGCACACACGGGAUCCCUGACACCCUGGUGACGGACAACGGCACGGCAUUCACAUCCCGGGAAUUCCGGGAGUUCACCGACCGCUCAGCAUUCCUGUUCCACAACAGGAUCACCCCAAACCCUGUAACCGGUUUCAGCCCCGCAGAACUGCUCAUGGGGAGGAAACUGACCACUCGUCUAGAUAGGCUACACCCGGACCGGGCGCCGGAUGUCCGCGGGUCCCCCGAGGUCCGGGAAGCAGUGAGAGGAUUCUUUCCGGGCGACCCAGUGUAUGCGAAAAACUUCGCAAGCGGCCCCGAGUGGUUGGCGGGAAGGGUUCUGAGGGUGACAGGCUCCCGGUCAUACGAGGUAACCACCGCCGGAGGCCAGGUGCUGAGACGGCACAUCGACCAGCUGCGC